Corticium candelabrum is the source of this 3870-nucleotide messenger RNA. RefSeq lists its product as uncharacterized. The record is from RefSeq and is a predicted model, not a curated record. NCBI's taxonomy places the organism in Eukaryota, Metazoa, Porifera, Homoscleromorpha, Homosclerophorida, Plakinidae. The coding region runs from base 90 to 3614 and encodes 1174 amino acids. The transcript has 23 exons.
UCACGGGACGCGCUAACAACAGGUGUGUUGAAGACCAUUACAGAGCUAUUACAGCAGCUGCAGACGCCGGCGGUUUCUUCUCGGACACAAUGGCAACAGCAAAGGAGAAACAAGAAGAUCUCCAGAUUGAGGAGCAUCUCAUGCACGAUGGAGUUCGACCCGACGUAUCGGACGACAGAAAAAUACGCCAUUUGUAUAGGAAAGUGCUGCGAACGGAGACGACGCUGCGAGAGACAAUACAGGGAAUGGACGCGCUCAAGACACAACAAGCAGAGGAGAUGCAGGCGGUUGAGGGAUAUGUCGAGCAUAUUAGGAAUUUGUCUGGAGAGAAGGACCAGCUGGUCGCCGAACUGGAGAGGGAGAACGACGUGCUGAAGGAAGAACUGAUGAACGUGCAUGUGGAGAAGAGUGCGAAUGUGAGGGAAGCAGAGUCGAUAGCCGAGUUGUUGAGUGCAGAAGGGAUGCAGGAGUUUGCCAAGGGAUCAGCACGAGAACAGGUGUCUAAUCUUUUGACAGAGCGAGCCAGGAUGCUGAGCGAUUUGACAGCAGGUGAACUGAAGGUUCAACAACUCCAAACUGACGUGACAACUGCUGAAAAAAAGGCUGGAAAGGAAAAACGAGACUACGAACAAUCAAUGAGGAAAGUGCAAGAGCAAACUGAAGAAGAAAAGGCUAAGCUUAAGACUCAACAUGAAGAAGCCAAGAAAGUGUUGGUGACAGAGAGAGAUAAGCAAAAGAGAGAGGCACAAGCUCUGGGCAGGAAAUUGGCUGCUGCUGAGAAAGAAGUACGUGUACUUACGGCGAGAAUAGCAGAAGAGGAGAAAAAGCGGUUGAAAGAAGUGCAAGAAGUAAAGGAUCGACACAGAAGUGACCUUCAAGCUACAAAGUCUAAUCACGAAAAGACGAUAAGGAAGGUGUCGGAAGACAGAGACUCACACAGUCAGAGAAUCACACAACUAAGUGAUAAAUGUCUAAAGUUGGAGCAAGAAAAUGCUUCCUUGAAUGAAACGGUGUCACGUCUCAGAAAUGAUUUAAGUGAUGAACGAGAGAAACGGCGAAGUUUUGGGGUGACACAAGGAGAGCAGGUUGCUCGAUUGACGGGAGAAAACCAUCAGCUGACGGAGCAGCUGUCGCAGACUCAAGCACAGUUGGAGUCAGAGACACAAGAACGAAACGAAUUAGAUACACGACUAUCUCUGGUACGUAAAGAGCUGGGCACAUCAAAGGACACAGAGCUGCUGCUGUCAACUGAACUAGAAGACUUCAAGGUGGAAAGUGCAAGAGCAAAGACACAGUAUGAGAACACUAUUGAGGAUCUAUCUCGCGAGUGCAGCAGUUUACAAGCUCAGCUACAGGCUCGUACCGAAUCCAUCCAACAACACACAGCAAGUGCCGAGGAACUGAGAGCCGAGCUGGUUAGAAUGGAAGGACAAAUUGAUGAAGAAAGAGAACGAGCCGAAUCAACUAAAGAUCGACUAGAAACAGAGAUUGGAAAUCUGAAGGGGAAGUUGCAGUCUACAGCGGUGUCUUCCCUGCAAGAGAAAAGUGAGAUGGAAGAUGCAAACAGGGAACUGAAGGAGCUUCUUUCAGCAUCCAAGGCUAAACUGGAACGACUCCAGUCUGACCUAGCAGCUCGGAUAAAACAACACUCGACGUCCGAGCAUCACGCAGACUCGCUCUCAACCGAAGUCCGACGACUCCAAGAGGAGUUGGAAGGUGUGUUGUCUGAACGAGUUGUGCAGGACCAAGAGUACAGCAACCAAAUGACGAUAUUGCAAGCUGAACGUGAAAGAUUAGCACACGACUUGGCUUCUACUAGUGCAAAUUUGCAAGAACAGAUGGAACGAGCCGAUGAGCUUCACACUCAGCUUGAUCUCAUCACCGAACAAAACACUAACUUAGAACAGAAAACAGCCAUAUUUGCGAAUGAGAUCGAUCAAUUAAAACAUACAAACAGAGAAGUUCAGACGAGCCUCAACGAAUCAGAAGAAACAGUAGCCAACUUGAAUUCUGAAUUGACGAUAUUGAAAGAGAGUCACUCAGAGAGCCAAGACGAGAACAGCUUAUUACGACGUGAGGUGGAGCAGUUGAGGAUCAAUAACAAGCAGUUAGCUAAACAAGCGAGAGAGUCACAGGCGACGUACGAGACAAACUCACAGGAGAUGGAAGACGAGUGGAACAGACAGAAAUGUCAAUUGACAUCGGAGAACACCCGAAUCACAAACCAACUGAAAAUCUCUGUCGACGAGGCAAAGCAACUUCACGAAUCUUUGGCACUCCAAAAGAGAGAGUUGGACAAGGCCACAAAGGAGCUGAUGUCAUUGAGAGAAACCGUUUCGACUCUUGAUGCUUCACUUUUCGAAGAGAGGACAAAGACACACGAUCUGGAACUUGUGAGUACAAAGAGAGAUGGCGACAUGGAAAGGUUCUUGACUCAAUUACAAGAGCAGGUAGAACAGAUUACUGGUCUUGACGUCGCAAACAAAUCGCUGAAAAGCAACCUUGAAAGGAAAAGUGAAGAAUGUAGGCAGCUGACUGCCGAGUUGGAUGAAGAGAGAGUCAAUCACGAGGCUGCCAAGGGUGAUAGGGACAAAGCUCAAAGCAGUCUCUCUCAAGCCGAAGAGAAAAUCAAUGAGUUGAUGUCUGAACUAUCGCAAGCUGUUACGACUAGAGAUGAUCUUCAGCAUGAGGUUCAGAGUAUGGCUGCAACGAAGGAUGACUAUGGCACUCAGCGCGAACAAGUUGAGAUGCUGAGAUCACAACUACAGCAUGAACAGCUGGAAAGAGCUCAGUCGCAACAGAUUGCCAGCGAUUUGAGAGCGAAAUUGGACUGUGCACAGGAGAAUGACGUCAGCAGUCGUAGCACGUUGCAGCUAUUGCAGCAUCGUGUGUCGGAACUUGAGUCGAGUUUGACUACGCAAAAGCAGAAGUACAAGCGACUGCAGGAAAAGUAUAGACAGAGUGAGGCUGCUAACACGUCCAUUCGAGAAGAAAUAACUGCUCUCUUCAGUCAGUCUGAAGUGCAAAAGACAGAGCUGGCUUUGUUGAGUGAAGAAGUGGAUCUUCAAGGGCAACGUUACUUUGAGGGCAAGAGGCGCAGAAGUGAGAAGUAUAUAUCAGCAAGAGAGAAGCACGAGAGGGAGAGGCGCUCACUGGAAUCGAGCGUAGUGUCAUUACAGGACGAGCUCGACUCAGCAACCCGACGUCUGAUCAAAGAGAAUGAAUGGCGAUCGCGAGCUGAGGAGAUGCACCGCCAGCUGCUCCGUGAGAAACAACAAUUAGUCGAAACACUUGCCGCUGUCGAAGACAGGGAGCGUGAAAAGGCUCACAACGCGAGACAGCUCGAGGUACACGUCGUGCGACUCGAACAGGAGAACACGGCUCUACAAGACAGACUUCAGCGAGUUCUCAAAGACAAAGCGAGAAUGGAAAGCCUCCUACGCGACACCAGCAGUCCAGACAUGUCGCUCCACAGUCUCGUGUCUUCGCGUAAGAGUUCGACACAGAACGGAUUUCUCUCCGACACGAAGGGACCGUUGCGCACGUCGUCGCCUUAUAAAUUUUCGCCCUUCUCGUCGACUCUCGGCAUGCCGCACGACCCGUCAGACAGGUAGACGGUGGCAUACACAUGCACAGUACAAGUACACACGUGGUAGGUGUCCGAGGUGUAGGGUAGUGUAUAGACUGAGUUGCUGUUAGGAUACAGGGAUGACUUGGUGAUAAAAUGUGACCUUGUUUUUGAGUUGAUUUUGUUUAUAUGGAGUGGAGACUAGCGUAGCCCGUUUACGACGGCUAGGUAUCAUACAUGUACUUGUGUUGUGAUAGAUAAGCUUUCUUAGCGACGAUAGUAAAAUAGAAUAUAUUUGGUUA